This is a messenger RNA of Cheilinus undulatus (humphead wrasse), 3808 nucleotides long. It is a transcript of the gene top1, whose product is annotated as DNA topoisomerase I. Gene Ontology annotation, biological process: chromosome segregation; DNA topological change; DNA replication. The transcript has 21 exons. Gene Ontology annotation, molecular function: DNA binding; DNA topoisomerase type I (single strand cut, ATP-independent) activity. Lineage: Eukaryota; Metazoa; Chordata; Actinopteri; Labriformes; Labridae. Gene Ontology annotation, cellular component: nucleolus; chromosome. The record is from RefSeq and is a predicted model, not a curated record. The coding region runs from base 696 to 3008 and encodes 770 amino acids.
GUGAAUUGUACUGUAAUGUACUGUAAAUGUGUUUGUUUCCACUGUGAAUCAAUAGAAAUUGGUUUCAGUGUCCCAGAUUAUGAAUUUCACUGGAUGAAGAAAUCUUGUACAGAUUGUUUUAAAAAGAAUAAUGCUAUUGUUUAGUCCAUGCUAUCACAUGAGAUUGUAGGUAGAAUGUGUGCAUACAGUAUGUUUGUGUGUUUUGUGUGAAUGUGCUUUUUAUAUUAAAUGCUGGAUUAUUCAUGUGAAGACUGAUAAUGGAAGCCUGUCAUGAUUGUAUUAUGUUGUAAAACUGAAUUAAAUUUUCUACUGCUUUUUGUUCUGUGAAACUUUGUGAAACAAUCAAUGAAGAUCCUCAGGUUAUGAUCAUUAUAAGCUGAUUUAGAACGGCAGUGUUACAACAAUGAUUAACAGAAGUAGGAAAAAGGAUGUUAUGUGAUCAUUUUGGACUCCAGCUAAGAGAUAGCCUUUACAUGUAUUCAUAGAAGUGCGUUAAAAAGACGAGGAUAACUGUCAUGACAGUUAGGUACUACUCACACUAUUCUCUCGGGGAUGUGGUUGGUGUGAGCAUGCGCAGUGAGAAAACAUUGGGACUCCAUUCCAGUCUGUCACUGAGGGUUCCCUGAGCCUCGCAUCUUUGAACAGCUGUCUGCUUUGAUAACUUCACCUGCUUUGCAAACAAAAAACUACUCACAAUGAGCGGAGACCAUGGAGAAGGCGACUCUCAGGUCAAUUCUGGAUCCAAAGGAAGCGAGACUCACAAACAUAAAGACAAGCACAGAGACAAGGAGCACAGACACAAAGACCACAAGAAAGACAAGGACAAGGAACGGGAGAAAAUAAAGCGCAGCAAUAGUGAACAUAAGGACCACUCUGAGAAGAAACACAAAGACAAAGAGAAGCUGAAGCACAGCGACGGCGGCUCAGACAAGCACAGCGAAAAACACAAAGAGAAAGACAGGGACAAAGAGAAGAGGAGAGAAGAGAAGAUUAAAUCAUCCCAUGGAGACAAGCCCAAAAAGGAGAAAGAAAAUGGAUAUGUAAGAGAGACAAGCCCUGCUGCCAUUAAGAGCGAGCCAGAAGAAGACAACGGCUUCUACCAUUCACCCCAACACAAGACCUCCAAACGAGAAUAUGAUGAUGAAGAGUUUGAAUACAAGCCCAAAAAAGUCAAGACGGAACAAGAUAAAAAGGCCAAGAAAAGAAAACAUGAGUAUGAAGAGGACGAGGAUGAUGAGGACAACAAGCCCAAAAAGAAGUCAAAAGACAAAAAAGUAACAGAGGGAAAGAAAUCCAAAAAAGAAGAGGAGGAAAAGUGGAAAUGGUGGGAGGAGGAAAGAUACACUGAUGGCUCUAAAUGGCGCUUCCUUGAGCAUAAGGGUCCAGUGUUCGCACCUCCGUAUGAACCCUUGCCUGACAAAGUGAAAUUUUACUAUGAUGGUAAGCCUAUGAAACUUAGUGCCCCAGCUGAAGAAGUCGCCACGUUUUUUGCCAAGAUGUUGGACCACGAGUACACCACAAAAGACAUCUUCAGGAAGAACUUCUAUAAAGACUGGAGAAAGGAAAUGACAUCAGAGGAGAAGUCAAAACUCACCGACCUGAACAAGUGCAAUUUUAGUGAGAUGAGCGAGUACUUCAAGGCACAAUCAGAAGCAAGGAAACAGAUGUCAAAAGAGGAGAAACAGAAAAUCAAAGAAGAGAACGAGAGACUGCUCCAGGAGUACGGUUUCUGCAUCAUGGACAACCACAAAGAGAGGAUUGGAAACUUCCGCAUCGAGCCACCAGGCCUCUUCCGUGGACGAGGGGAUCAUCCGAAGAUGGGCAUGCUGAAACGACGCAUCAGACCUGAGGACAUCAUCAUUAACUGUAGCAAGGACUCCAAGCAUCCAAAACCUCCUCAGGGGACAAAAUGGAAGGAAGUCCGCCAUGACAACAAGGUCACCUGGCUGGCAUCUUGGACCGAGAAUAUCCAAGGCUCCAUUAAGUACAUCAUGCUGAAUCCUAGCUCCAGGAUCAAGGGGGAGAAAGAUUGGCAGAAAUAUGAGACUGCACGGCGGUUAAAGAAGUGUGUGGAUCGCAUACGUGCCCAGUAUAGAGAGGACUGGAAAUCCAAAGAGAUGAGGAUCAGGCAGAGAGCUGUUGCACUAUAUUUCAUUGACAAGCUUGCACUGAGGGCAGGUAAUGAAAAGGAGGAAGGGGAGACGGCCGACACAGUCGGUUGCUGCUCGCUGCGGGUAGAGCACAUCAAACUGUAUCCCAAACUGGACGAUCAGGAGUAUGUGGUGGAGUUUGACUUCUUGGGGAAGGACUCAAUCCGCUACUACAAUAAGAUCCCUGUGGAGAAGAGGGUCUUCAAAAAUCUGCAGCUGUUUCUGGAAAAUAAGCAGCCUGAAGAUGAUCUCUUUGACAGACUAAAUACGUCUAUUCUGAACAAGCACUUACAGGAGCUGAUGGAUGGCCUGACAGCAAAGGUGUUUCGUACCUACAACGCCUCCAUCACCCUGCAGCAACAACUCAAGGAACUUUCGUGCUCUGAUGACAGCAUCCCAGCCAAAAUCCUGUCAUACAACCGAGCCAAUCGCGCAGUGGCAAUCCUCUGUAACCACCAGAGAGCUCCUCCCAAAACAUUUGAGAAGUCUAUGCAGAACCUUCAGACCAAGAUUGACGAGAAGCAGAGUCAACUUUCAGCAGCCAAGAAGCAGCUGAAGGCUGCUAAGUCUGAUCACAAGGCCUCCCAUGAUGACAAGAGCAAAAAAGCAGUGGAGAUGAAGCGUAAAGCGGUCCAAAGGAUAGAGGAGCAGCUGAUGAAACUCCAAGUGCAGGCCACAGACCGAGAAGAGAACAAGCAGAUCGCUUUGGGCACUUCCAAGCUCAACUACCUGGAUCCACGCAUCUCAGUUGCAUGGUGUAAAAAAUGGGGAGUUCCCAUUGAGAAGAUCUACAACAAAACCCAGAGAGAGAAGUUUGCCUGGGCUAUUGACAUGGCUGACAAGGACUAUGAGUUUUAAACACACUCCACGCUUGACCUUUUCUAUCCAUGCCUUUGAUUGUAAAGGUGGUUUGUAGUUGAUGUCAAAUGAUUCCACUGUGUGGUUACUGCAGGGCUGUGAAGGAAGAACUUCAUCAGAGCUGUGAUCACGGACUAAUAAUUGUGCUGUAUAUAUGGUUUGACUGUGUAAAUAUGAAUUUAACUCCUGACCCAUUUGACCCACCUGCAGAAAAAUUAAAUUAAAUUACAGUAGUGUUUAUGUAGCUGCAGCUUUCUGCCCAUGAUCAAACAAUAAUGAAAACAGUGCUAUCAUGUUUUCUUAAGAUAUGACUGUAAUGAGAUUUGUAAGCCAUCAGAUAAUUGAGAAAUUCUAUAUUCUCAUAGAAUAAUGAAUUGUUUGUGUGGGAGACUGUGAGGAACAUCAUGAGUGAUAACAAGAUGAAUUUUAAUUGGUUGGAUUUCAGUGUGAUAGAUUGAUAUAAUCAAAUGAGCCUGUUAGACUGUUGACCGUGUGAAAAAUAGAAACCCUAGCACUAUGCCCAUAAAUUUAUUAGCAUACAGAAUGUCAUCUUGUUUUUCCGUUUAUUUAAUUUUGCUGUUUAUUUCAGGGAUGUACAUAUUUUGUUAUAUUUCCUUUAAAAGGGUGUUAUUUUCAUGUAUGUCUUAUGCAUUUUCAACACGAAGCUCUUCAUUGCCCAUAUGCAAUUCCAGUGUCUGUUUCCACAGCUUUGCAAUGGACAAGACGUGACAUUCCUCUUUGUUACUUGAAAAAAACUUUAAAUAUUGCCUAAUGUGUUGUGUGUAAGAGCCAAAAGAGUC